Messenger RNA from Drosophila willistoni, 2882 nucleotides. It is a transcript of the gene Gat, whose product is annotated as sodium- and chloride-dependent GABA transporter 1. The coding region runs from base 251 to 2149 and encodes 632 amino acids. Gene Ontology annotation, biological process: sodium ion transmembrane transport. The transcript has 12 exons. The record is from RefSeq and is a predicted model, not a curated record. Gene Ontology annotation, cellular component: membrane. Lineage: Eukaryota; Metazoa; Arthropoda; Insecta; Diptera; Drosophilidae.
UAGCGCUUUUCGCUAAAUUUCAUCAGCACCGGACUUCAAGACUAGAGCGACAUAAUAAUCAGUUGGAGGCAAGCAAGUGGUCCGAUAGGGUGUCGUUGUGGGUGCGUGAAACGAUUCAAAAGGAUUCCGUGUCGUCGGCGAAACCAUAUAUAUUUCAGUUCGACUCUCAUAGUCAGUGUCCCAUUAAAUCAGGACUACGGCUGGAGGUAGAGGAGCACACGGCUGAUAUACUUUAGCCUCAAAGUUGCCAAUGUCUAAUAAUUGUGGAAAGGAGGGCGAUGGCGAAGGUGGAGGGAUUGAUAGACAUAAGCACGAGACCAUUGAGCUGGACAUUAAAGAUCUGGCGACUGCACCAAAGAUAGUCUCGCCCACAAGUCAGCAGCUAGUCAAACUCGAACAUAUACCCGAGCGUGGAUCAUGGUCGUCAAAGUUGGAUUUUAUUCUUUCUGUAGUGGGUCUCGCUAUUGGAUUAGGCAAUGUAUGGAGAUUUCCGUAUUUGUGCUAUAAAAAUGGUGGCGGAGCGUUUUUAUUGCCUUACUUUUUGACCCUCUUUCUCGCCGGCAUCCCUAUGUUCUUCAUGGAGUUGGCCCUGGGCCAAAUGUUGACAAUCGGUGGACUGGGCGUCUUUAAGAUUGCCCCCAUAUUCAAGGGUAUUGGUUAUGCUGCAGCUGUGAUGUCAUGCUGGAUGAAUAUAUAUUACAUUGUCAUAUUGUCCUGGGCAGUGUUUUACUUUUUCAUGUCAAUGCGAGCCGAUGUGCCCUGGCGAACAUGCAACAAUUGGUGGAACACGGUCAACUGCGUCAAUCAGUACGAGAGAAAUUCCCUACACUGUUGGGACAAGCUAAUCAAUGGCACCACCGGCAAAGUAUGCUCAGUGGCAACGGCAAAUAUUUCCGCAUCAGAGCUCACGGAUCCGGUUAAGGAAUUUUGGCAGCGUCGAGCGCUACAAAUUUCAUCUGGCAUUGAAGAGAUUGGAAACAUUCGUUGGGAGUUGGCAGGCACUCUAUUGCUUGUAUGGAUUCUUUGCUAUUUCUGCAUUUGGAAAGGAGUCAAGUGGACCGGAAAGGUUGUUUAUUUUACAGCACUAUUUCCUUAUGUUCUGCUAACUGUGCUGCUAAUCCGAGGCAUCACUUUGCCUGGCGCCAUAGAAGGUAUCAAAUUCUAUGUGAUUCCCAACUUUUCAAAGCUCUCGCAAUCUGAGGUUUGGAUUGAUGCGGUUACUCAGAUAUUCUUCUCCUACGGCCUGGGCUUAGGCACUCUGGUCGCCUUGGGCAGCUAUAAUAAGUUUACGAACAAUGUAUACAAGGAUGCCCUUAUUGUCUGCACAGUGAAUUCCAGUACAAGUAUGUUUGCCGGAUUCGUAAUCUUCUCUGUCAUUGGUUUUAUGGCUCACGAGCAGCAUCGGCCCGUCGCCGAGGUCGCAGCCUCAGGUCCCGGAUUGGCUUUCCUUGUGUAUCCAUCGGCGGUGCUGCAGUUACCUGGAUCACCAAUGUGGUCUUGUCUGUUCUUCUUCAUGUUGCUGCUCAUCGGUCUGGACUCCCAGUUCUGCACGAUGGAAGGCUUCAUCACAGCCAUUAUCGAUGAGUGGCCACAAUUGUUGCGUAAGCGCAAGGAGAUUUUCAUAGCCGUUGUCUGCAUGCUUAGCUACCUGGUUGGUUUGACAUGCAUAACGCAGGGCGGCAUGUAUAUUUUCCAAAUUCUCGAUUCGUAUGCAGUCAGUGGCUUCUGCUUACUCUGGCUGAUCUUCUUUGAGUGUGUCUCUAUAUCUUGGUGCUACGGUGUCGACAGAUUUUAUGAUGGCAUUAAGGAUAUGAUUGGAUACUAUCCAAUGGUGUGGUGGAAAUUCUGCUGGUGUGUCACCACUCCAGCGAUUUGUGUGGGUGUCUUCUUCUUCAACAUAGUCCAGUGGACACCUAUAAAGUACUUGGAUUACAGUUAUCCGUGGUGGGCGCAUGCCUUUGGCUGGUUUACUGCCCUAUCGUCGAUGCUCUAUAUACCAGCCUACAUGGUUUGGCUGUGGAAACGUACACCUGGAGACCUGUGCGAAAAAAUACGUGCGAUAGUUCGAAUAGACGAGGACAUCACGCAAUUGCGUGAGAAAAUGCAAAGAGAGGCGUAUGCUAAGGAAGUUGAGUUUAAUUCGUUAUAGGUACCGUACAGGUAGAGAUAAAAAGCGUGGUUCAUUUACAUUAUUGUCAAGGGGCCAAGUUUUAAAUUUCGUGAGUAGGCAUCGCAUUUCAUUGUAUCACAGCUUCGACCAUCAAGUAUCCGGAUUUGAAAUUCUCAUUACCCCCCUGCUCUUGUCAUUUUGUGUAGUACUUACUCGUGAGUAGAAAAGUAAAAGAAAAAUGGAGUGAACAAGAAGACGAGGACGAGGAUUUGCCACAAUGCAUAAAACGAAAGAAAACAAACAAAAAAAGAACAAAAUACAUACACUGAACCAUUCACUUUCAACUAGAAGAUCCAUCUGGAGCUGUCGAUCCAUCAUGAUCAUGAGAUUAGAUUGACUCCUAGACGCAAAUCGUAAACUGCAUUCCAUUUAAUUUCCUAAUAAUAAUACUACUAAUACUUUACUGAUUAAUUUAAUUUAAAAUUACUCAUACAAUUUAGAGUUUAUUUAGCAAUAGAGUCCCCUAUGAAAAUGCACAUAAAUAUGUACAUACAGACAUAUGUACAAAUGAAUGUAUUUCUGUGAGUACAUACAUAUGUAUGUGUGUAUGUAUCUUUGUAAGUAUGAUAGCACGGAGAUAUGUGGAUAGGAUUGAAUUGGAUUGGACAAGUAUAAGGUGCAUUUACUGUAAUUUAUCUUAAAAUACGUUAUACAUUGUUGUUGUUUCUUGUGUCGAAUAACUGUACUUCUUAAAUAAAUCUUCAUAAAUAUA